Molecule: messenger RNA, 5025 nt
Organism: Tupaia belangeri chinensis (Chinese tree shrew)
Lineage: Eukaryota; Metazoa; Chordata; Mammalia; Scandentia; Tupaiidae
Gene: GABRQ
Product: gamma-aminobutyric acid type A receptor subunit theta
Exons: 9
Coding region: 1-1854 (617 amino acids)
Biological process (GO): monoatomic ion transmembrane transport
Cellular component (GO): membrane
Molecular function (GO): extracellular ligand-gated monoatomic ion channel activity; GABA-A receptor activity
Source: RefSeq, a predicted model, not a curated record
AUGGGAAGCACAUGCUUAGCCGGAGAGGUGCCUGCUCCCAGAGUGGAUGUCUGUUCGAGGACAACUCCGAGCCCCAAGAAUCUGAGAUGCCAAAACUGUGCAAAUGAAGCUGUGGUUCACAAGAUUUUGGACAGGGUGCUGUCGAGCUAUGAUGUCCGUCUGCGACCAAAUUUUGGAGGUGCCCCUGUGCCUGUGAAAGUGUCUAUCUAUGUCUCCAGCAUUGAACAGAUUUCAGAAAAGAACAUGGACUAUACAAUCACGAUGUUUUUCCAUCAAACCUGGAAAGACUCACGUUUAGCAUACUACGAGACCAACCUGAACCUGAGCCUGGACUCUCGACUGCAUGAGAUGUUGUGGGUCCCCGACUGCUACUUUCUGAAUAGCAAGAAUGCUUUCUUGCAUGAGGUGACCACGGAAAAUCGCAUGUUUCGGCUUCACCCAGAUGGGACGGUGCGGUAUGGCAUCCGACUCACCGCCACAGCAGCUUGUUCCUUGGAUCUGCGUAAAUUCCCUCUGGACAAGCAGGACUGCAAGCUGGAGGUGGAGAGCUACGGCUACACAGUUGAAGACAUCAUAUUAUUCUGGGAAGACAAUGAGGAUGCUGUCCAGAUGACUGAAGAGCUGCUGAUCCCUCAGUUCACCUUCCUGGGGAGGACAGUUACUAGCAAGGAGGUGUAUUUCUACACAGGUUCCUACAAGCGCCUGAUACUGAAGUUCCAGGUCCAGAGGGAAGUUCAUGGCUACCUAGUGCAGGUCUAUUGGCCCACUGUCCUCACCACGAUUUUCUCCUGGAUAUCGUUUUGGAUGGACUAUGAUUCCUCUGCAGCCAGGGUGACACUUGGCCUGUCUUCAAUGCUUAUCCUGACCACCAUCAACUCCCAUCUGCGGGAUAGACUCCCCCACGUUUCCUAUAUCAAGGCCAUCGACGUCUAUAUCCUGGUGUGCUUGUUCUUUGUGUUCCUGUCCUUGCUGGAGUACGUCUACAUCAACUACCUUUUCUAUAACCGAAGACCUCGGCGUCACAGGCGACGCAGGAGACCCCGACGAAGAGUCGUUGCCCGCUAUCACUACGAGGAAGCGGUGGUGGGAAACGUGCAGGAUGGCCUGAUUAACGUGGAAGAUGGAAUCGGCUCUCUUCCCACCAGCCCAGCUCUGGCCCCCCUGGCAAGCCCAGAAAGCCUCGGUUCUUUGAUGUCCGCCUCAGAGCAGGCCCAGCUGGCCACCUCGGAGAGCCUCAGCCCAGUCACUUCUCUCUCGAGCCAGGCCCAGCUGGCCACUGGAGAAAGCCCAAGUGAGCCCCCCUCCACCUCAGAGCAGGCCCAGCGUAGCUAUAGCAUUCGCUUGAAUGGUUUCCAGACCGAUGACAGUAUUAUCCCUACUGAAAUCCGCAACCGUGCUGAGGCCCACAGGCAUGCUGACACCCAUGACCACGAAGACUCUGAAGAGAGCUUGAGCUCAGAUGAGGGCCAUGGCGCCGGUGGGAAGUCUGUGCUUCACCAAGGUCAAGGAUGUGUGCAGGAAGCAAGCUGUGACCUCGAUGAGAUCCGUAGCUUAUGCGAUGAGAUCAGUAUCAAAGGCAGCUGCCUUGGCUUUGAGGGGCAACUCAAGGGUAAUGCUGACAGUGUCUGGAGUCUUAGUGAUGAGGCGUUCAUGGCCUAUGGCCAAGAGAAGAAUAGUAGCUCAGAGUCUGAGGACAGUUGCCCCCCAAGCCCUGAGUGCUCCUUCAGUGAAGGGUUCUCCUUCAAGGUCUUUACCCCUGACUAUGUCCCUACGGUCGACAGGUGGUCCCGGUUCCUCUUCCCUCUUGCUUUUGGGUUGUUUAACAUCAUUUACUGGGCGUACCAUAUCUACUAGGCUCCAGUGCCCCAGAGCACCAGGGACAUGGGCUGUGCUCCUUCCACAGUUCUUGUGGGUUCUGUUUUUCCCACUUUCCCCUGUUUCUUUUAUUUUGUGAUUAUUUGGGCAGUCUAAUCAGUUACACACUCAAGGUGUGACAUAGUUGGAAAGGACAUGUUCUGGCUUAAAGGGAAGGGAUUGAAAAGUUGUUAGAGGUCACUAGCACAUUGAUUUCCUUCCUGCUGGAAGAGGCUUACCUUUUCAAACACUUCCAACAGCUAAUAAGCAUAGAAAAGCCCCUGGAAGUGUUUGGAGGACCCAGGAGGGAUCUGAAUCUUACCCGUAAAUUUUGGGGAGCAUUUGUAAGUGCCUUUCCCCACUUGUUUUGUUGUAUUUUGAGUGUGAUUUUGUAGGGGAGGAGUUGGGAGGGGAAUGUGAGCAGGUAAGAGCAUGUUUCCAGCAGGGGCUUGCAGGAGGCAGAGCUGAUAUAGGGUUGGAGAUUUCACAGGUUGAUUUGGAGGGAAUUUCUCUUGCCUUUAUUUCUGCUUCAGAAUGUUUGCCAAUGGGGCCUGAACACAUCUAAGUCAGGAGUUAGCUUUCUAUCAGUUGCUGAGUUGAUCAGGAGUCAUAGAGAAGGUACUUGGUGAUUAAGCACCAGAGCUGAGAAAAAUCAGACUUGCUGUUUCACCAUCUGAUCUAAAAUAGCAGAUGAAUAGCUCUUGUGGCUCUACAUACUAAUCCUUUCUACUGGUCUGGUGUCACAAGUUUGCCAACCCGUCACAAUGCUGGACCCUCACAGGAGUCCCGUGAGCCAAGGAAGACAAAGCACAUUGUCCUCAGCGUUCCAAGAUAAAAACAUGCUUGACAACAUGCAGCCAGUGAGUGUAGGGCUGCCCCCACCUGCUCUUCCUUCUCCGUUUCCUCCUCACUCUCUCCCCUGAGCCUUUCCCUCUUCCUCUCCUCCCCUUUGAAAAGGAGGUGCUCCUGCAGAGUUUGCCUGUCAGGCCCCUCACCUGAAGUGUCUCUACAGGAGGAGGGCACUGACCAGCCAGUGAGCUUGAACCAGGAAAAUGGAGAACAUGGGCACCGCCCACCCAGCAGGGCUCCCUGCAGAAGUGGAAUUGGCCUGCACUUGAACUUGCCAACAGCUCCACUUCACUGAUGGAGAUGGUGAGGGAGUGAGCUUUGAUGUUGCCAGAGACUCAACCUAUUAGCCCUUCCUCUCCAUACAGCCUCUUCUGCAGCUGCUUGCUCCUCUCCCCACCCACCCUUUUAACUCUUUUAACUGGGAUUCUACGUUUGUGUUUUUGUGUAUGCCUGGGAUGUGUGUGUAUGUGUACCAUGGCAGCUCUGGGUACACACACAGUCAUUUAAGGAGCUGUACAGCACUAUGUCUAUGGUAUACGUCCACAUGGGUAUGUAUAGACAUGUAUCUGCAGCAAUGUGUGGAAGCAUGUUUGUGUGUGCACCCCAUAAAAGGGUAACUUCUGUAUAUGUGUGCUUGUGUGUACACACAUGGGUGUAUUUUGCAUGCAUAUGUAUCAGUGCAUGUCUGCAUACCUGAUUUGAAUGGGCGUGUAAAGGAAAUACACCUGAAAGCAUGUGUUCCCCAUUGGUGGCCCUUCUAGAACAACCAGAAUUCACCCUCCUCCACACAGUGAACACAUACGCACAUGGCCAUACACAUGUGCAUGCACAGGAGGGUUCCCACAAGUGUUUUUGGAUGACAGCAAAAAGCAAGAGAGAUCUAGAUUGAAGGGAGAGCAGUGGCAGCUUUCUGGGGCUCCCAACACGGAUAUUGACAGGCUGGCUUCCUAGGCCUAAACCUUGGUCAGUUGGCUUGGAUUUCAGUCUCCAGGACCCUGAAGGAGCUUUGAGCUCCAUGAGAGACAAACAGUUCGUCCAUGGUGAAGUCAUCAAGGGAGGUUGGAGCAGGAGAAACAAGAAGAGGGUCAUCAGAUUUGUCUGGCAGCAGGAAGACUUCUCAGCACUGAGGAAGGGCAGAGAGGCCAGUUGUGAACACCCCUGUAGAUACAUGUAGCUCAACCUAGUCAGCAGCCCUCAGAACUGGUUCCUUGCCCUAAUAUGCUACAAUGAGAAGUGUGAACUGUCCUGCCACUCGUGCUCUGUGAGGUUCAAUGUCAAGGUGAGGUGGAGGCUUGGCCAUGACACCUUUUCAGGAACUUGAAGCAUGGGUGUGGUCGUUUUGACUGGAAAGUUGCCAGAUCUCCCCUUGCCAUGCUGCUGUGGUCUUUAGUCUGUAUCCUUGUACAGUGCCUUUGCAGAGGUAACAGACAAUCUGUUGGAUCUUCACAGCUUGUCAGAUGUGUUCUUACAAUUCAUAUUAUCUUGUUAAUAGCAAGGCUGCAAAAUCAUCACGUAUUAGAGCUGAGUUUUGCUGAGAGUGUGGCCAUUCCUAAGGAGGAAUUUCCGUGUUCUGUAAAUACAAGAGCUAACCCUUUGAGCUGUUAACUAAUGAAUGCAACCCACCUGCAUGGUAGUCCACUUGUGGUGAUGAGCAGUGACUUUCUAGGUAUUCCACUAUCCAACAUCAAAGGAAAUUGUGUCUUGUCCUACAAAAAGUGUAGUGCAUUCGUGUUUGUGGUAGUGUCCUGUGAUCAAUAUGAAAAUCUGUAUUAUCAGUGUUGGGUUUUCAGGGGAGGGAGGGGUAAGGGUGUUAACGUGUAUCCUCAAUAUGCUUAAACUAUGAAGUAGCCCCAGUUCAGAGUCACCUCUGUUGACUCAAUUUGUGUGAGACUUUGCUCCCACCAUCUUGCCAGACUGCAUUCCUGGGGUCAGUAGUCAGCAGCAGAGCUGGUGCCUGAGUUCAGCACAACUGAACAUGGGGCCCAACAUCACAAAGUGCCAGGGAAUUCUUCGGAAGUCAGCCAAGCCAGUGACAUUCUGGAAGCAGAUGACAUCCAGUCAAAUCACACACAUGCAGGUCUUCAGUGAAAACCAAGAAAAGAGGAGAACCAAGACUCAGGGAUCUGGACAGCCUGACCCGCAAGGCACAGAGGGCCCCAAAGGGCACAGAGCAGCAGCGCCUCGCAAGGUGACUGGGCACCCCAUUUUUUCUCUUUAAAUGUACAUUUUUGCAUGAUAAAGACCUUGACAGGUCCUGACUUCAAAAAAAGUAAAACAUGAAGAAACAUAAAAUUAUGUUUCUGAAAAAUGUAAGUAGCGUAC